This is a messenger RNA of Propithecus coquereli (Coquerel's sifaka), 3428 nucleotides long. It is a transcript of the gene XPO4, whose product is annotated as exportin 4. Gene Ontology annotation, cellular component: cytoplasm; nuclear pore. Gene Ontology annotation, molecular function: nuclear export signal receptor activity. The transcript is spliced from 21 exons. The record is from RefSeq and is a predicted model, not a curated record. Gene Ontology annotation, biological process: protein export from nucleus. Lineage: Eukaryota; Metazoa; Chordata; Mammalia; Primates; Indriidae. The coding region runs from base 1 to 2988 and encodes 995 amino acids.
AUGAUGGCGGCGGCGCUGGGGCCCCCAGAAGUGAUCGCUCAGCUGGAGAACGCGGCCAAAGUUCUGAUGGCACCACCUUCCAUGGUCAAUAAUGAACAACGCCAGCAUGCAGAGCACAUAUUCUUAUCAUUUAGGAAAUCAAAGUCACCAUUUGCAGUUUGUAAGCAUAUUUUGGAUAUUUUUCACCUCCAAAAGUAUGUUCGGGAACAGAUUCUACUAGCAGUAGCAGUAAUUGUAAAGCGAGGAUCAUUAGAUAAAUCAAUUGACUGCAAAAGCAUUUUUCAUGAAGUCAGCCAGUUGAUAAGUAGUGGCAAUCCCACUGUGCAAACUCUGGCCUGUUCUAUUCUAACUGCACUAUUAAGUGAAUUUUCAAGUUCAAGUAAAACCAGCAACAUUGGAUUGAGUAUGGAAUUCCAUGGUAACUGCAAAAGAGUUUUUCAGGAAGAAGACCUUCGUCAGAUCUUCAUGUUAACUGUUGAAGUUCUGCAGGAGUUUAGCAGGCGGGAAAACCUCAACGCACAGAUGUCUUCAGUAUUUCAGCGUUACCUUGCACUCGCCAAUCAAGUCUUGAGCUGGAACUUUCUUCCUCCCAAUUUGGGCAGACAUUAUAUAGCUAUGUUUGAAUCCUCUCAAAAUGUGCUAUUGAAGCCAACGGAGUCCUGGCGGGAGACUCUUCUGGACAGCAGAGUUAUGGAGCUUUUCUUCACAGUACAUCGAAAAAUCAGAGAAGAUUCAGAUAUGGCACAAGAUUCUCUGCAGUGCCUUGCCCAGUUAGCUUCUCUUCAUGGACCCAUCUUCCCUGAUGAAGGAUCACAAAUUGAUUAUCUAGCACACUUCAUUGAGGGAUUACUGAAUACUAUCAAUGGAAUUGAAAUAGAAGAUUCUGAAGCUGUGGGAAUCUCCAGCAUUAUAAGCAACUUGAUAACUGUCUUCCCUCGAAAUGUUUUAACUGCCAUUCCAAAUGAACUUUUCUCCUCCUUUGUUAACUGCCUCACACACCUCACUUGCUCUUUUGGGCGAAGUGCUGCAUUGGAAGAAGUGCUUGAUAAAGAUGACAUGGUAUAUAUGGAAGCAUAUGAUAAAUUGCUGGAGUCCUGGCUAACUUUGGUCCAAGAUGACAAACAUUUCCAUAAAGGCUUUUUUACCCAACAUGCAGUUCAAGUUUUCAAUUCCUAUAUUCAGUGCCACCUAAAAGUUUCUUAUCAACUUGAAAUUAACAGGUUAACAUUUAUAUUUGACUUUUACAUCAAUUUAUAUGAUGUAUGCUACCUCUUAGCUGAUGAUACUCAGGGAGAGACUCCGCUAAUACCUCCAGAAAUAAUGGAAUAUUCCAUUAAGCAUUCAUCUGAAGUUGACAUUAAUACAACACUUCAAAUUUUGGGAUCUCCAGGAGAAAAGGCUUCUUCCAUCCCAGGGUACAACAGAACAGAUUCUGUGAUUAGGCUGUUGUCUGCCAUUCUAAGAGUUUCAGAAGUUGAAUCUCGUGCAAUAAGAGCAGAUCUCACACAUCUACUAAGCCCCCAAAUGGGCAAAGAUAUUGUUUGGUUUUUAAAACGCUGGGCAAAGACUUACCUUCUGGUGGAUGAAAAACUGUAUGAUCAGAUAAGUCUGCCAUUCAGUACGGCAUUUGGAGCAGAUACGGAGGGUUCUCAGUGGAUUAUUGGCUACCUCUUACAAAAAGUCAUCAGUAACCUCUCGGUCUGGAGCAGUGAGCAGGACCUGGCAAACGACACUGUGCAGCUCCUUGUCACUUUGGUGGAAAGAAGGGAAAGGGCAAACUUAGUAAUUCAGUGUGAAAACUGGUGGAACUUAGCUAAACAGUUUGCAAGCCGAAGCCCACCUCUUAAUUUCUUGUCAAGUCCCGUGCAGAGAACACUGAUGAAGGCUCUAGUCUUAGGAGGUUUCGCACAUAUGGACACGGAAACCAAACAACAGUAUUGGACAGAGGUCCUUCAGCCACUUCAGCAGAGAUUCUUAAGAGUGAUAAACCAAGAAAACUUUCAGCAGAUGUGUCAGCAAGAAGAAGUGAAGCAGGAAAUCACCGCCACACUGGAGGCGCUGUGUGGCAUUGCCGAGGCUACCCAGAUCGAUAACGUAGCAAUCCUUUUUAAUUUUUUAAUGGACUUUCUUACCAAUUGCAUUGGGUUGAUGGAAGUUUACAAAAAUACCCCAGAGACUGUCAAUCUCAUUAUAGAAGUUUUUGUUGAAGUUGCACAUAAACAGAUAUGUUAUCUUGGAGAGUCCAAAGCUAUGAACUUAUAUGAAGCCUGCCUUACUUUGUUGCAAGUAUAUUCUAAGAAUAAUUUAGGGCGGCAAAGAAUAGAUGUUACAGCGGAAGAAGAGCAAUAUCAAGACCUACUUCUCAUUAUGGAACUUCUUACUAAUCUUCUGUCAAAAGAAUUCAUAGAUUUCAGUGAUACAGAUGAAGUGUUUAGAGGACACGAGCCGGGUCAAACAGCAAACAGGUCUGUAUCAGCAGCGGAUGUUGUUUUAUAUGGAGUAAACCUAAUUCUGCCCUUGAUGUCACAAGAUCUUUUGAAGUUUCCAACCCUUUGUAAUCAAUACUACAAAUUAAUCACAUUUAUCUGUGAGAUUUUUCCUGAAAAAAUACCGCAGCUUCCUGAGGACCUAUUCAAAAGUCUGAUGUACUCUCUAGAAUUAGGAAUGACAUCAAUGAGUUCGGAGGUUUGCCAGCUUUGCCUGGAGGCCUUGACACCAUUAGCUGAACAAUGUGCAAAAGCACAAGAAACAGAUUCACCACUUUUUCUAGCAACACGGCACUUUCUUAAGGCUGAAUAUUCCGAACUGGUCGAAACAUUACUGUCAAGUCAACAAGACCCUGUUAUUUACCAGAGAUUAGCAGAUGCCUUCAACAAGCUCACUGCAAGCAGCACUCCUCCUACGCUGGACCGGAAGCAGAAGAUGGCCUUCCUGAAGAGUUUAGAAGAAUUUAUGGCAAAUGUUGGUGGUCUCCUUUGUGUAAAAUAAACAACAAAACUUUAUGCUUAAUUUAGAUCCUUUCUGCAAAGUGCACUGAAUUGCUGAAAGUUGACUUGAGUCUUGUCCUGUUCCUCAGUUCAUUUGGCCAUUUUCAAUUUUGGAGAGCCUGAAACUUUGAUACGUAAUACAGUGAAACAGGAGAGGUCAACCAACUUUGAGUCAGCUUCUGCUGUUAGUGUUAGCCACAAUCUGUCGUAUAUAUGUCUCCUAGGUUUUGAAUGGUGAUUUAAAAUUUUCAAAAUGAUAUUCCAUAUAUGUGCAGAUAUGGGCACCAUGAAAUACAUAUUCAGUGCCUUUCCCCCUUUUAUCAAAACAUAGGUGGCUAGCCAAAGUUUAGAAUUUUUGUCAUUAAAUAUUAGGUGGAUAUAUGCUAGGCAAUGUUUCUUGAAACGUUGUCCACAGAUCACCUGCAUCACUUGAGGAGCUGG